UCCCAUUGAGCACUCUGAGAAGCUGUUGAGCAAGAGACAGAGCAAAUCAAAGGAGCGCCACGGUGGUUUUUUACCCCCGCCUUCCCCCCCGGGACAGAGGUAAGACGAAGACAAAGAGGAGAAAGAGGAGACUUAGAGAAUUAUUUUCCUUUUUUCGAGUGCUGGCUCACACCAUGGGGAACAGUAAGAGUGGCGCGCUGUCAAAGGAGAUCCUGGACGAUCUCAAGUCCAACACUAAAUACUCGGAGGCCGAGCUGUGUGCCUGGUACCAGUCCUUCCUGAAGGAAUGCCCCACCGGCAAAAUCAGCAAGGAGCAGUUCGAGGGCAUCUACGCCAGCUUCUUCCCGGACGCGGACCCCACGGCGUACGCGCGGCACGUGUUCAGGAGUUUCGACACCAACGCGGACGGCACGCUGGACUUCAAGGAGUACAUCGUGGCCCUGCACCUCACCUCGGGCGGCAAGACCCUGCAGAAGCUGGAGUGGGCCUUUGCCCUGUACGACGUGGACGGCAACGGGACCAUAAGCAAAAACGAGAUCCAUGAGAUCGUGAAGUCGAUAUUCAACAUGAUCCCCGCCGAGGACCAGAAGAACCUCCCCGAGGACGAAAACACGCCGGAGAAGAGGGCCGAAAAAGUCUGGGAGUUCUUCGGGAAGACGGACAACGAUAAAAUCGCGGAGGGAGAGUUCAUCAAGGGCGUGAUGGAGAACAAGGACAUUCUGCGGUUGAUACAGUACGACGAGCCACAGAAAAUUAAGGACAAACUGAAAGAGAAGCAGCAGUAGUCUUUCGGCCAGAAAAAGAAAAAGAAAAAAACCAAACAAAGCACAAGGUCCUUGUCAUGGUCAUAAGGCUGUUCACACUGUGUUUUUUUUUUUUUUUUUUUUUUCUGUUUACAUACUUUCAUGAUCUGGCUGCACAUCCACUAGGCCCACACGUCUCCGUUCCUGGACUGUGUUAAUGAUUAUAUUAAUAAUGAUAAAAAAAAAAAAAAGAGAUGACUCCGCUGCACCUCAGGACCCCGAGGCCCCGAUUUGAGACACUGGACGCUAAAUAACACUCUGGACGUUUUUUUUUUGUUUUUUUUCGCGAACAGCCGGCACAGGCCCGUCCAUGCCGGCAUGUUUUAUCACACUUCCAUCCAUUCAUUAGCUUAAUAGCAAGGAAGCUGGGGGCGAGAGCCUCUUAUAAGAGGGAUUAGGCUCAAAUUAACAAUCCGCCUGUAUCAGCCAAUCCUAUUAGGGGCUGAAGGUCAGUUGAGACAAGCCACCCCCUUACUUAGGUGUCUAGUUAGGGUAAUAUGGGCUUGGCACAGUAAGGAGAAGGCUCUUUAAGUCUGCUCCCCGCCUCAGAGAGGAGGGCUCAUAUACUCACUCUUAUUUCAAACAUAGUCAAUAAAACGGUUAUUUAUUGAUUUAUUUUUUAUUAUUAUUCAUGUAUUUGUUGGGGAGCCAGGUGAGAUUAUGGGAAAUCUUCCGUUCCGUUGUCCUGGCUUACUGUUUUCGAAAAGGGAAUAUGCAGUCGGGAAGAGCAUUGUUGAGAAAAAAACGACAAAAAAAAGACAUUUCUUUCCAUUUGUGUUGGUUUAAAGGACAUGCCUUCUGCGAGAUAGAUUGGUAAUCUAAGGCAAGGGUGGACGUAACUGAAUACACUUACUCUUGUACUGUAAUUGACUAGCUUUUUUUUGUGUAUGUGUGUAUAAUUGUACUUUGGAGUAUUUUUUUUUUUUUUGAAACUGGUCAUGUUUUGACUUCACUUUAAAUCCCAACUGUUACAGAGUUUGAGUUUCGUGGGCUUUUCGUGAAAGUCCAGCGCGAACUCUGUCCUCUUGUCCUUUUAGAUUCACACGGGAGGAAGAAAAAAAUCAGACAAUGUUCUUUUUUCUUUUUUGUAAAAAAUAACUCGGUAACUUUUACAUUUUCAAUUAGCUACUUUGUACUUUUUGGCUCAACGUUUCUUGAGCGUUUUAUACCAGCGGAUGGUCCUGUACUUUAGGAAAACCUCACCGUUUUGUCCCCCUUUUCCUGCUGCUAACCCAGCGGGCAUCAAACACAGUUCAUACUGUCGGAUCAGCCACGUGUGCUGCGUGUUAGAGGUGACGACUUUAAUCCUAAAACGAUGAUGUUACUGUGAAAAUGCCACACCCGUCAGAGGUACAUUCAUUAAAUUCAGACAGAUUUGAACAGCUCUUAUCGCUUAAAAAAACACGAAAAAAUGAGUUUUUCUCCACUGUAGUCAGCAUCGAACGUAGUUUGUCUGUGUUGUUUGUUCUUUAAUGCCUGGUUUCGAGGGAGAUCCAUGUAUUUACUAACUGAAGUAGACCUUUGGCUUUUAAUAAAAAUCAAAAAUGUGGA
Molecule: messenger RNA, 2354 nt
Organism: Myripristis murdjan (pinecone soldierfish)
Lineage: Eukaryota; Metazoa; Chordata; Actinopteri; Holocentriformes; Holocentridae
Gene: rcvrna
Product: recoverin a
Exons: 3
Coding region: 174-785 (203 amino acids)
Molecular function (GO): calcium ion binding
Source: RefSeq, a predicted model, not a curated record